AAGUUAGAGGAUUAAUUUAACAUGCAAAGUGUAGAAAGUGUAAUGUUGCGUUGCGUUUUAUUUACCAACGUGUGGAGAACCUUUUUUUUUAUUUUCUUUUUCUUUUGGUGCAAUAAGGAGUUUAUCUACGUAUCUAUGUGGGACAGAUUACACUUCGAAAUGAGCUACUGAUCUGAAGACCUCUAAGAUUACUAUUUCCGGAGAAGAGAUGACACAAACAAUACACAUGUGACUUUCGAAAAUUAAUAUUUAUGACCCGAAAAUAAUGGAUUUAAUACACCGGGUGAACAAUAGUGACAUACCCAAUGCCCUUUGUGUGCUUUGAAAAGUUAUUUAAACGAAAACAUUCGAAGAAUCCAAACAGUGAUGCUCUGACAAUGGCUAGAAAAGAUAGUCCCGAUAUAAAAGUUUUAAGAAUAACAAACAGACUGAAAAAAAUAGAAAAUAUAAGUAAAUUAGCUGUAAUUUUACUUUUAGUAGCAAAUAUAAAAUUUAUUGAAUGUAGUCAAAAUUCAUCUAGUGUUAACAAUGAUAUAGCCAAAAGAGUCAAACUAUUAAAUGCUGUUACUGGAAGGUUUUUUGGGAAUAUUUAUGAGAAUGGAACGUUUAGGACUGGGAAUUCCUUAUGGGAUGAUAUAUUAAACAAGUGUACAGUGAAUCCGUCAGUGAGCUGUUUGCAAAAGAACUUCUAUUCUUUCUUGGACGACAAACUGAAUUACAAUGGUGAUGUGAAAUUCGGGAAUGUUUGUUUUGAGAAAAAUGCUGUUGAUAUCAAUAAGUACACUAAAGAAGCCAACAUAAUCUACCUCACGGGAAGUAAGAGGAAUCAAGUAAACGAGGACCGAGCAUUUGAUGAAGAAAAUGAAAUAAAGGAUGAUGAAGAACCAGAAUCACCACUGGAAGAAGUGACGGAUUCGUUAUACGAUAAAGGCUUGAAAUUUUUGGUGACUCACGACAUGAAAAUGAGACUGCCUGAAUUUCUAUUUGACGGGGCCAUUUUGAAAAUAUCUCCAAGGGCUCUGACGAAAACUGGUGCUUUAGUCCACAUCGACUUGGAACCUAGGGAGCAGAAAGAAGAAGGGAGAUUGUUUUUUCACAAAAUCAAAAAAAUGCUGAAACGCAAACUAGUCACGGCCGCGAUAGGCAUUAUACUCGUUGUGAAACUGAUCGCCCUAAAACUAGUUUUCGUUCUUCCGAUAAUUUUCGGCGUCACGACGGCGAAGAAGAUGUUCCUGAAAUUCCUUCUGUUCCUGUUCCCGGCUUUGAGUCAUAUCUUCAAACUGUGCUCGUGGUACCACAACAACUAUCACACGACGAAGUAUCACCAUCACCAUCACUUGAUCACACAUCAUCAUAAGCCAUCACACCAUGGGUACACAUACCCUGCUUCGUCAUCAGUGGUCGUCAAACCUCACGCGGCGGGUCCUCCCUCCACCUCCGACUUCUAUCCUCAAGAGUGGGAACUCUCGGGGCCUGGUCUUGGCAGUGAGUAUAUAGCAUCUGAUAUACAUCGCAACGCUAUAGCCAGCUUCAAGCCUCACGUGAAUGAUAUGAACGACAUAAAUUCUUGGGGUCUUGGCAUGCCUCCAGGACCUUCAAUGAAUGUCGGAGAGUACGCAGCAGGUAACAAUGUCGUCCCAACUGUGGUAUCUCCUUCAGGACAAAGAGUGACCUCACACCUCGGAGGAAGGCCGGUGGGACCGCCAAAUCCUUACUACAGACACAAAAAACAACCAAAAGAUCCUGUUGACGCAGAAAAGGAAGCAUUGAUACGCGCAGCCUCUCUAGCGGCCAGGGCACCGCCGUCUCCAGUCAGGGACGAGAUCCUGAGGGUGUCUGCCGCGAAACUGACUGAGACAAAUAGGGUGAAGACGGAAGCUGAGCUGGUGAAACACCAGCAACAGAUCUUGGCUGCAACAGACCCUGAGACUCAAUCAGCGGAAAAGUUUUACGGCAAUCUGUUAGAGCGAGUCGACAAGAUAUUGCUUACUCUCGGUGCGAACGACCCCGGAUGCAAGGAUAGGGCAGUAUGCGCUUUGUACCGAGACCCUUUUAGCCACGCACCCUACAGUAAUCUAGUCUCCAACGAGCUAAGCAAAGAUUCAAGCGAACUUUUACCUCCUGCAGAUAGCAAAAUGGCACUUCGUUACUAUAAGUACGUGCAGGCAGCACGUGAUGGACAAGAACAAAAGGAUUGUGUGAUUCUGUACCCUCAUUGUAAUAUAGAUUACAACAAAAAAUAGUCGGUUAUCGUAUAAAUAGCCAGAGAACAAUGAUUUAAGGGACCCUUAAAUGGAUGAUUUUUUUUUUACGUUUUAAAAAAAUAUAUUUGUGUAAAAGACGUGUAUUACUGUCUAGGAAAAAUGAGUAAAAAAAUCUAGACAUGAAUUUACUAUACUUUUUUUGCAAUAAUGUGAGUGUUGUUUAUAAACUACAUUGCGCAUUCAUUGAUGUUUGUGUCAGAUCCAUUUAAGGGUUGCUUCGAAAAUGAAAUUCGUUAUACUUUUUUUGAUUCUCUACAAUCUUAGUCAUGCAUAAGAAUGUUUGAUUUACAGUUUGUUUCUCAUUUCCAAGAGAAAAUUUAUCAUAUCAGAAUUUCUAGUUGAAUCUGAGGGUGAAUGUCAACAUAGAUCUUUGACGUUUCGUAGUACCUAGGAUGCUGAACAAACUAUAGCACACAUAUUUCUAUUCGUUAUUUAAGAAAGAAUACAUCUUUUAAAAGGAAAUUACCAGUAAAAACAAUAUAUAUGAAAUCAUGUAAACCUCCUGAAAAUGAAUUGAGAAGAUUCUAGAUAAUGGUACGUUAAAAACGUGUGGCGCACGUUGAUCAGACGGGGUGUUGUGUGCCAAAAAUGAAUGGUCUCUAUUUUCCCCGCUAAAAUGUGUACUGAAAAUACGAAUCUAGAUUAAUAAUGGUCAAUUCACACCGAGAUGUAAGCGAAGCGAAGAGCAGUUUUAAUGUCAAACUCGUAUAAUUUUAGGCACUAUCGCCAUGUCUAUAAUACAAUCGCUUGGAUAACUUGAAAACCGCGAGCGAAUGCGCCGUUUCAGCUGCUUCACUUUCGGUGUAAAUUGACCCUUAUUGUCAUAAACUUAAGUCUAUUAAAAGAAAAAUCAGUUUAGUUUCUAUGUGCGUCAACGAUUGACAAAGAAUUAGGGUAAGCCCACUACACCGUGGCAUGUUAUAACCGUCUUUGGAAUGCGACAGACUCCUUAUGCGUUGAAAGGCUUUGUAUAGCCCUAAUCAAAUUUAAAGAGUGCUUUUUACGCGAUAUUUAUAUUAAAAUGUCGUGUAGC
Amyelois transitella is the source of this 3297-nucleotide messenger RNA. RefSeq lists its product as uncharacterized. The record is from RefSeq and is a predicted model, not a curated record. The transcript has 11 exons. Lineage: Eukaryota; Metazoa; Arthropoda; Insecta; Lepidoptera; Pyralidae. The coding region runs from base 306 to 2243 and encodes 645 amino acids.